This is a messenger RNA of Zea mays, 3769 nucleotides long. RefSeq names its product putative receptor-like protein kinase At3g47110. The record is from RefSeq and is a predicted model, not a curated record. Gene Ontology annotation, biological process: protein phosphorylation. The coding region runs from base 2775 to 3515 and encodes 246 amino acids. NCBI's taxonomy places the organism in Eukaryota, Viridiplantae, Streptophyta, Magnoliopsida, Poales, Poaceae. The transcript has 2 exons. Gene Ontology annotation, molecular function: ATP binding; protein kinase activity. Gene Ontology annotation, cellular component: membrane.
AGAAUUAUUCAGAGAACACAUCUCCUUCUCCAUUUUGACUGUACAUCUUCCUUCCCACGCAUCCAGUUGCAGGGCUCUAGCUCGUCUCCCUCUGUGUUCUAGUGCUCCUCUCCUCUAUCCAGAAUUCCAGAUUGUCUUGCUUGCUGCAAACCUUCAUUCUCUUGAGGUUACCAGUGAAUCGAGUAGUUCCGUGUACGAGAGAGAGGUGUGUGCUAACAAGUGGUAUCAAUGUUAGGGAAUGUGAGCUCAAACGGUCCGUGCCAGCCCAGGUUCAAAAGAGCAGGACGGUCAGGAGAAUAGACAUGAAAUAUUCAGAGUGUUACUGUUAUCUUUCUUCUCCAGUUUUCUCUCUUCUAUGUUUCCUCUACCUUCCCUCUAGAUUCUUCUAGACCCUUCUAGAGUGGCUUCAACAUUGUUCUUCUAUCCUUAAUCCUCAUGCUGUUCUUCCUUCCCAGACUAUAAUCCUCUGUAAUCGCUAUUGUGAGUUGAAUUAAUACACACUGGUAGUGUGAGUUGUUAACAAUUGGUAUCAGAGGAGCGAUUCUCCGAACCCUAGCACCAUGGAUUUCUCUACCGAGAUCUCUCAGUCCACUCAGUUUCUCAUCCAAGAGAUCCGUAAGAUGUUCGACGCGGCCGAGGCUCGGCUUGACUGGCGCUUCGCCAGACUGCUGCAGUCGAACCGUGACGCGGUGAGUCCACUACCUCCUCUUCUCGUCGUCGACGAGCCGAACCGCGUCGUGGCGAGCCCAUCGCCGCUUCCUCCCGUCGUCUACGAGCCGUACCGCGACGAGGCCAUGGCAGGAGCCGACGCCAGGGCGCACUACGGCGGGUACCUGCCCUGUGAGAGAGGAGGCCUCGCCACGGCGUGGCAACCGGGCGACCUCUUCGGUAGAGGCGUCUACUCCGACGAGCAGCGCUUCGAGGAGCCCAUCAGCGCCGACAACUGUGGGGCCGAUGCAAGGCGAGAAGUCGCGCUCGCGGCGCGUGUGCUUGCCGCCGACACGUGCGCAGCCGGGAUCCUCGACGGCGCUGCGCCCUUUGCCGCCACCAGCGAGAAGCAGAUGGCACCUGUGGCAUCACCUUCGCCGUUCUCAUUUCUGACCACAACAUCAGCGGCUCGAGUUGCAGUCAUGGAGACCACCACCAGCAACUCGCCACCCAAGUGUUCGGCAAAAUGCUUGAACGUCUCAUCGACGCCCAAUCUGGCGUUGGGCGACCCAGAGGAGCCGGAGAAUAUCGUCGCGUCGAAGCCCGUCGUGGACAAACCGGUGACUAGCGCCAACACCAAGACGUUCCAGCACGAGAUCAAGGACCUGGCAGUCAACGUCUAUGGCAAGUGGCUGAGGCUCGGGAUCUACUCUGAGGUCAGGUUCCAGACCUGCACCAAGGCCCAUUCCGGGUCCCUUAGUCACGAGGAGCAGGACGCCAAGACCUUCGCGGCAUGGGGAGUGGAUUAUCUAGCAGACCCGGUGUCCUACUCCGAGGAGUACGAGCUCUUGUUCGGCAUCUACCACUCGACCAACACCGAGGACAGAAUUCUUACCACCAUGCCAACCUCGACAUCCACGCUGCUCCACUCGUCAUUGACAUAUGCACUUCCAGGUGCUUCCCUUCCAAACCUUGCCUUGCUGAGCUCGAUGUCUCUGGAGCAUGCCAGCUUGGGUGCACAUCACGUGUUGGAGGAAUUGUCAACACGCACCGAUGACCUCUUCAGCAAUAGAAUCGGCUCCAAGCCCACACUCAUGGCCUACGGUAGUGAGCUUCGUGUAGUCCGAGCUGACAAGUCAAGACGAAGCCCUGUUGGUAAGAUAAGAGAGCUCAAUGAAGACAUAAUUGUUCCCGAAUAUUAUUACGCUGGUGGAGAUGAACUCCAAUCACUUAAUGCUUGGUUUGGUCCAGAGGGGAAUAUUCAGAUAAUAGUUGAACUCCAAUCACUUAAUCUAAACAGUAGACCAUCCUUGUCAUUGGUGGUUUCGCUGGAGACUAGUACGAGUCCUCCAAUUCUAUGGCCAAGCCGUGGACCGCUCAACAUGUUUGCUAUGGUUCUAUGCACACUUGAGGAAGCUGAUCAAUCAUUCAUAUUCUACAGUAUCGGCAGCUUGGGAGCAAGUGUAUGUGCAGCAAUAGAGAUGACCAUGGGCAGUCGAUCAAAGGAUAGCACCAAAGAAAUACAGAUGCCAUGGGAUCCUGGGUUGCAGAAGACCAAUGAGUUCGGUGACCAAGGCAAUUUCUCCAUCUUUGUUUGGGAUCCUGGUGAUCACAAUGUUCAGCCGAUCAAAGGAUAGCACACUGGUAUUAUUUGGAUAAAUUGCUUGCACUGGCAAUGAGAUCUCGAUGGAAUUGAUGCCAUGUAUCGGCUUGGGGGCAAGCCGAUUUUUAAGAAGGGGAGAAUGUUAGGGAAUGUGAGCUCAAACGGUCCGUGCCAGCCCAGGUUCAAAAGAGCAGGACGGUCAGGAGAAUAGACAUGAAAUAUUCAGAGUGUUACUGUUAUCUUUCUUCUCCAGUUUUCUCUCUUCUAUGUUUCCUCUACCUUCCCUCUAGAUUCUUCUAGACCCUUCUAGAGUGGCUUCAACAUUGUUCUUCUAUCCUUAAUCCUCAUGCUGUUCUUCCUUCCCAGACUAUAAUCCUCUGUAAUCGCUAUUGUGAGUUGAAUUAAUACACACUGGUAGUGUGAGUUGUUAACAGUCCGGCACCGGAACCUGAUCAGGGUGGUGACCUGCUGCGCCAGCGUGGACGCGAGGGGGGACGACUUCAGGGCGCUGGUGUUCGAGUUCAUGCCGAACUACAGCCUCGACAGGUGGCUGCACCCGGGGUCCCGCGAGCUCGACAAGGACGUGAAGAGCCUGAGCGUGGCCCAGAGGCUCAGCGUCGCCCUGGACAUCGCCGACGCGCUGAGCUACCUGCACACGAGCUCCGUGCCGCCCAUCAUCCACUGCGACCUCAAGCCGAGCAAUGUCCUCCUCGGGGAGGACAUGACCGCGCUCAUCGGCGACUUCGGCCUCGCCAAGCUGCUCCUUGACCCGGGGAGCGACGACCCCGACCCUCGCGGCUGCGCCCAGGAAAGCACCAUCGGCAUAAGAGGGACGAUUGGAUACGUCGCACCAGAGUACGGCACGACGGGGAAAGUGACGACGCAUGGCGACGUGUACAGCUUCGGGGUCACGCUCCUGGAGAUCUUCACCGGAAGGUCGCCCGCCGACGGCGCGUUCGAGGAUGGGCUCACGCUGGUGGAGUUCGUGGGCGCGGCGCUGCUGCACGACAAGAUCGAGCAGGUCGUCGACCCGGCCCUGCUGCCGGCCGUGGGGUUCGAUGGCGACGCGUCCCGUGGCUCAGGGGAGAGCGGCGCGCGCGUCCCGGUGCACAACUGCCUGGUGUCUGCCCUGAGGGUCGGGCUCCGCUGCACACGGGCAGUGCCGUACGGGAGGCUGAGCAUGACGGAUGCGGCCUCCGAGCUGCGAGCGAUCAGGGACGCUUGCGCAGUUGCGCUCGCGCCGCCAGUGUCCAGUGAUUCCUAGGUGUUCGGCUGGUCAAGGUAAGAGUAGGACCAGUGAUUCCUAGGUAUUGUACCGUGGCUAGUGGGCUGAUCUAUGGGCUCACCUAGGUCAAGUUACGUGUGUCUGGGCCAAAAAGCGCGGCAUGGGCUCAUUCCCCACUGCGAAGUUCAAAAGCCUGCGUUCGGCACGAGAUAUGGGAUAAUGGGAACACCAUUUUUCUAAAAAUUCCUAUUUUUCCAAAGAAAAUAAACUAUUUUUCCUUUAAAGAAUAAAAA